ACAUAUGUCGACUCUGAAGCUGCCGGGCUCAUGUCUUCCUUUCUUGAAUAAGAGUUGUGCAAGAGAUCCUCACAGAUUCCCUUCAAAAUCCAACAGCUACAACAUACAACAAGACUUGUACAUUUAAUUCUUGAUUACUGUCUCACUCAGAUCAACCCUAGAACCGAGUUAAACUUUUUAAGUUUCCAACUCAGCUGGCUUCCCCAGACUCCCAUCCAGAAGGAAGCUUGCGAUUUCCUUAGUCGACGCUCAAACCCUUCACUGGCUUCUACAUAACCACCUCGGUCGACUUCUGCUGUAGGGCGCACAAUUAGGCUCAGACCCAAGAGAGAUCCAGACUGCUUCCGUCGAGGUUCGCUGCACUUUUUCAUCGUGCUCAUUCCCUCAUCUUCCCCGUACUUCCCUCCCCAGCAACACACACACACACACCUACAUAGCGGAGACUUAAACACUGCCAGCUGCACUCCACAUACUCCAUCGGCAUCCCCAACAAGCAUCGCAUUCGACACUCAUCAACCGCCUGCAAUCUCUUCAGCUGACUCGCAAUGGCUGAAGCCACACUCUCGCCGUUCCUGAACUCAGUCCUAGCACUCCGUCCACCCCUCGCCACUUCCACCCGGACCAACCUCGCUCCAUCCUUCCAACUCCUCCAGUCGAUCGUCAACUCCGUCUACGGUGCAAACGGAAUCCGUGGCCUCGAACCCGGCCUCUGGCGUGCCCAACUCAUUCGCACCACCAAUCGGGCCGCCCAGCUCAUCGAGGCCGUUUGGACAAAGCUCGGCGGAAAGGGUGGCGUCAUCCUCGACGACCAAGGCGAGGAUGGUAGAGGGGUCAUGCGUCUACAAGGCCUCUUUUCCGACAUUCAAAUGUUUGUCGGAUCUUUGACCACCCUACAGGACCCUCUCACCGCCAUUCUUCUCGACCCCAUCGCCUUCUCUCGCACCCAAGCCACCGUCACCACUCUCACCAAAAAACUUGCUUCCCUGGCUACCCAUUACGAGGUUGCGGAUUCGCUUCCUACUCCACUGGACCAAUGGCCGGAUGAAGACGUUGAAGACAAGGCCGAAGAUCUUAGUGCUCUGCCAUUACUGAUUGCCAAGAGUAGACCAACCAGAGCUGUAUUGAAAAAAUUCGAGGCCGACUGCGCUCAACGUGAACAAGCCGAGCUUCCUAAUCCCGAUCAACCAGAUCGAACAGCCGACCCGAAUGAUGCCUCCUCAAAGCCCUCCGCUGCUCCCCCACCCGCUGCGUCCUCCUUUGCAAGCUCUGGCCUCAGUUCUGCCAAGCGUCCCGAAUUUCUCAGAUUUGUCUACUCGCAAAACCCAAAUUUGAUAACCAACCACGAAAGUCUCGACACAGCCGUCGCUGCCGGCACUGCAGCCUUAUCAUCCAUGGUUCCCUCCAAGCCAAGUGUCCAAUCAAUUGGUAAAGGUCCUGCUGGGCCCAAGUCACGCAAAUCACUUGUCCAGCAAAGAAUCUCUUCAUUCGCAUCAUCGGGUGAUGCCCCUCCGCCCUUACCUGUCGCUGUGCCUAUCUCUCUCCCUGUCCGGCGGGUUGCCUCUGAUAAUCAGCAGAACCCGAGCGCCCGCAAGAGUUGGACGGUCGAUAUGAGUGGACUCAACGGUAUCCAAAGACAGUCGAGCCUAAGCAUCAGCAAACCGCCUUCUCUUUCCGGUCCCUCUCCUCAAAUAUCUGUUGCCGCUCCUCCAGUCAACUGGAAACCGUCGAUCAGUCGACCCGCCUCCAUCAAAAGUCGCUCAUCACUCAGCGGAGAGCCCUCCGACUUGAGCCCCAAACCAAAUGGCAUGGUUCAAAAAAAUUCUUCCGUCACCGAUGAGGCUUUACCGGCAGACUCUGAUAGUGCCUCACUAGCGGCACCAAAGCCCACGUUUGCCGAACAAGCAGCGGCAAUCGUUGCUGCUCGCAAGCAACGUACCAUCUCGCAAUCAUCUUCUUCAACGCUGAAUAAAGACCGGCUUCUUACCAAGAGCACCACCGAUGCGGUAUCAUCCACCGGCCUCCCAGUAACCCCUGAGAAUCCACCACCGCUUGAACUCCAAAAAUCAACCGACGCGACUACCUCUACUGCCCUGAAUCCCGUUUCGGAGCCCCCCUCGUCGCUCAAUUCACACGUUUCAGUGAACUCAACCGAUUCUUCCCUCUCAAUUUCAACGGACCAAUCCGCCUCAGCAGGCACCACUACCGUCACCAACAUCUCCCCACCAUCCUCAGACCUUCUCAGCCCCCGUGCCUUAUCCGAGUCGACCACUCCUUCCUCGAAGAUUGCUGCAGUGAGCGUACCUCCCACGAUUUUCCCAUCAUCCUCACCUGCCCCUGUGGUCACUCGGAUGAAUUCAAGCUCGUCUUCUAUACUUCCCUCCUCAUCACCCGCUCGUGUGGUCGCUCGGUUGAAUUCAAUCUCAUCUACGUCAUCACCAAAGCCACAAGCCAGUCCCUUAAGCCCACUGAGCGGUAAUAGUCUAUCAUCAAGUCCACCUGCUGCCAGCGUUCGCCGCCCAUCUUUGGCUCCCCCAGAACCUGAUUUAGACUUUGAGCUGGUCUCAGAUCUCAUCGAGCAUACUUCCAUGUUGGAUGUUAUUCUCGGCCCUACCACCGACGAUUCCGAGCCAGUCACAGUGCCAUCUUCGGUGAUGGUCGAGUCUGAUGAAACCGGAUCCAUUUCUGCUGGGCAAUCCAUUGAGUCCCACACAACUGAAUCAAUGAAUUCUAACCCGCAGACCUUAAGUACUUCUGCCAACGCGCCCGCGACUGAAGAGCUAUCUUUGGCAGAUUUAAUGAAGCAGGCAUCUAUGUUCGAGAGCUGGACGCCCGACCAGGAUCAGACAAGCACUCAAUCGGUGCAAAUCGUCAGCUCGCCCGAUCGCUCGAGUGCCCCAGCUGAAUAUGCAGCACCGGAUCCACUAUCGGCAUCUUUCAUUUCACCGCCUCUUUCACCUAUCCCGUCUCUCGCUUGCCGGCAUCCUAGCGCAUCAGAGACUGAGGAGAAAUCUUCUUCCGCAAAAGCGACUUCGCAACUCCCACAAAGACCUAGUCAUUUAGCCCUACAACCAGUCGACAAGCUAUCUGGCUCGUUGCCUGAAGCCGCUCGCUCCGAAGCUGCUCUGACGAUCGCUGGAUCGCCGGUAUCGACCCCAUCGAUCAGUGGACAAUCAUGGGCAACAUCACUCAUGUCGACCCCUCCGGCCCCUUCAGACUUUGACUGGAACCUUCUCAAUGGGAAUUACUAUAAGACUCUCCUCUCAUCCUGCCUUCCCCCGCCGGAAAAUCCACUCAAGAGUGGCUGGCGGAUCCUCUGUCUCGAUGGGGGAGGAAUCCGAGGCCUGUCGAUGCUCUACGUGGUGCGUGAGCUGAUGACGUCGAUCCAGACCCGUCUGCGACUUCACAAAGCACCCCUGCCAUGUGAAAUAUUCGAGAUGAUAUGUGGGAUUGGGACGGGUGGGAUCAUCGCCCUGUUGCUCGGCCGACUCCGGCUAGACAUCUCCGUUGCCAUCGAGGCUUAUCUGCAGAUCGUCAGACAAGUCUUUCGACAAUCCAAAGGGGUCAUUGCUGCUGUUAGGAAAAAGACUCGAUUCAGUGCCACCAAGCUAGAGGCGGUGAUCCGAGAGGUUGUCAAGCGGAUCUCGGGCCAGGAAGAGCUCUAUCUGGCUGAUCAGGAUACGCGUCCACUCUGUCGAACGUUCAUGCUUGCGAUGCGUCCCACAGAGGGCAAGGAGGAGCGGGGUUUAUUUAGUAAGUUGAGGUCCUAUGGCGAGCAACCGGCACACGGUGGCGGAUGUAGCAUCGCUCAAGCGGGGCGGGCAACCAGUGCCGCGCCACUGUUCUUCAAGGCGGCGAGAGUGGACGAGCUGGAGCUGGAAGCCGAGCCGGUCCCCCAGAGCGAGCUGAGUCUGAACAACCCAUCGAUGGAGGCCGUCAAGGAAGCCCAGACGCUCUGUCCAGGCCGACGGAUCGAGUGUCUUAUCUCCCUGGGCGCUGGCAAGGGUCUACACAACGGCUCGGGCUCGAUCGCACGCGCUUGUGCCGAAAUGGGAGAGUCGUCCGAACGGGUCGCCCGCGAAGUCGAGGCCAGAGCUGCACAGGAGGGAUGGUCGGCCAGCUACUUCAGGGCCUCUGUCAAGGGCCUGAAAAACGAGGAUAACCGAGGAGAGUGGGAGAACCCGGACUGGGUGAAGGCUGGGACGGUCAAGUAUCUGUUCAUUGAUGCGCGUAGCCAAUUCGACCGACACCUGGAUAAUUUGAUCAAUAGCUGGAAAUCUUCAUACGAGGAGGAGGUCCUUCGUCGGAUCCUGCUCGAUCAUGGUAAGGGCAGCAUCACUCCACGCAGCGCCUUCCUUCCCUCACGAAGCAACAACCUAGCCCCACGUGCCGACGACCUCCGUCGAUCGAUCUCGGCCGACCAUGCGGAAAUGCAAGCCCAAGCCUCCAGUCCUCUCGAGGGCACCUUCCGGAAAUUUAGAUCCUCCAACAAUUCCGCUGCCCCCGCGGUCCCUCCGCUUAGUCCUGCCUCUAACUCUCGUAUCCCUCCCUUCAUCUCCCAUUAUCCGGCUAGUCUUUAUGAAGGCGUCAGCAGGAAUAAGUUGCCUCAACCUACUCCUCCCCUGUCUUCCGACCCUCAUCUCUCCUCUUUUGAUCUCAAAUUGCCCGAAUUCAACUUCUCGAAAACUUAGUCUCCAUUGGUUUCCUGCUCUUCUCUCUCUCUCUCCCUUCCCCCCAUCAUGAGAUAUAAAUCCAUAUACUUCUCCUGAAAUACUUUUUUUGUUUAUUGUUCCUUUAUGUUUUUCUCUCUCUGUUUUUCAUUUUUUGAAUUUUCUCGUUUGCAGUGACGUUUUCUUAUAGAAGUUAAGAUCCCUUCUUUUUCAUCCGCUUUUCCUUCCUUGCUUCCCAUCCCUCAUCUUCUCAUUACCUCAUUCUCUCAUUCUCUCUCUCACUGUGUGUGUGUCUUUCUCUCAUCGCUUCAAUCCAUCCAUCUUUCUUUUUCUUUUUCUUUUUGGUUUGUCACAUUUCUUCAUGAAAAAGUUUUUUCUUUUUUCUUUUCUUUAUUAUUCGUUCAGUUGGUUAUAAUCAAAAAGAAAAAGAAAAGAAAUCAUCCUGUUUCUUCAUGUUACAAUAUUCACACAUUCUUCUACCAUCAUUAUGUCUACACACAAUGCAAUCACACAUAUCAUCUUUGUCUUA
Molecule: messenger RNA, 5196 nt
Organism: Puccinia graminis f. sp. tritici CRL 75-36-700-3
Lineage: Eukaryota; Fungi; Basidiomycota; Pucciniomycetes; Pucciniales; Pucciniaceae
Exons: 5
Coding region: 546-4688 (1380 amino acids)
Biological process (GO): arachidonate metabolic process
Cellular component (GO): membrane
Source: RefSeq, a predicted model, not a curated record